Messenger RNA from Cavenderia fasciculata, 1014 nucleotides. RefSeq lists its product as uncharacterized. The transcript is spliced from 3 exons. NCBI's taxonomy places the organism in Eukaryota, Evosea, Eumycetozoa, Acytosteliales, Cavenderiaceae. The record is from RefSeq and is a predicted model, not a curated record. Bases 1 to 1014 code for a protein of 337 amino acids.
AUGAUAGAUACUACAACAUUAAUAAUCUUUACGAUUGUUAUCAUUGCAAUCUAUGUCAUAAAAUCGUUACCAAAGACUAUCAAGAUGAGUGAAGAAGAUUUAAGAGAUAUAGCAGACAAGGUAGUCAUCAUCACUGGUGCAAAUGCAGGUCUUGGUAAAGAGAUUGCAAAGAAGUUUGCUGCUUUGAAUGCACAUGUUAUUUUGGCAUGUAGAACAGAAAGAAAAGCAAUUGAAGCAGUUGAGGAGAUUAAAAAAGAAAGUGGUAAUCAAAAGAUUGAAUACAUGUUGUUGGAUCUAUUGUCGUUUGAUUCGAUUGUAUCGUUUGCCAAGCGAUUCAAGGAACGUAGUCUUCCAUGUCACAUACUCAUGAACAACGCUGGUAUCAUGUGGUUGUGGGAGGACAAGGUGAACCAACCACCAAUGACACGUAUCGGUGCCGAAGAGUACAACACUCAAUUCCAAGCAAACUAUCUUGGUCAUCAUUUGUUGACUCUUUCAAUGCUCGACGUGUUGAUGACAAGUCAAUGCAACAUAUUCAACGUGUCAUCGUCGGUACACACCCUCUCAUCGAUCAAUAUUGACAAUCUCACCAAGAACCUUUCUGCCACCUUUGCCACAUACUGUCAAAGCAAGGGCUGCCAGAUUGUCUCUGCCUACGACCUCCAACGUCGUAUUGAUGCUGCCGGUCAUCUCACUAACAAGGCAACCAUCAGUUCGAUCCAUCCAGGUAUCUUUGCCAGCGAGAUUGUCGCGCUCCCCGGUCCAUUAAAGUCGCUCUAUCACCUCAUCUUCAAGUCUGCCUCUUACUGCGCCAAGUUUAUCGUCCAAGUCGCCAUUGACAAGCGAUCCAACGCCAAAGGUGGUCUCUACUUUGACCACGGUCGUGCCACCAAGUCGGCUGGACAAACCUAUGACUCUGCAUUUGGUCAACAAUUAUACACACGUUCCUUACAACUUUUGGAUACUCAUUUGAAGCAAUUUAAAAACCCUCUCACUCUUGAUGGCUCUUGGUAA